Messenger RNA from Capsicum annuum, 3469 nucleotides. RefSeq lists its product as uncharacterized. The transcript is spliced from 2 exons. Bases 1373 to 2449 code for a protein of 358 amino acids. The record is from RefSeq and is a predicted model, not a curated record. NCBI's taxonomy places the organism in Eukaryota, Viridiplantae, Streptophyta, Magnoliopsida, Solanales, Solanaceae.
ACCCGGUCCAGUCCCAUAAUCUUUAUCCUCUUUUCUUCAAGAACCUACGUGUACAACCAUCCAAGAACAAGAAUACAACGUACAACAACAAUUCCCAGCUUCAGUGAAAAAACAUUCAAACCCACCGACCCAUUCGACCGAAAUCCAUCCAAAUCAACCCAUUUUCCCCCGAUUCCCCUUAUCUCAACCCGCAUCCAACCCAUUUUCUUCUUCCUCUUCACAGUCACAUGCUUUUCCACACGAUUUUGAUAUGAAAUCUUGUAGAAAAAGGGUGAGGUGUUACCCCCAACGUCCAAAUUCCAUGAUUUUUGGGAUAACGCGUAUGAAUUCAUACCUGUUUGGCAAAUUUUCGUUGGUUCUUGGGAAAAUGAUCCAUUUCCCCUAAUGGUUGUUGGACAUCUGUUGAAAAUCCAUUCAAGAAAAUCAAUAGAGGUACAAUUUGUGAGUAUUACCCUCUUUUGAAUUCAAAAACGAACCCUCAACGCCCCCCUUUUAUAAAUAGCUCUCAUUAGGUCUGAAGAGACGAGGAAAUUUUUUAUUUCUUUGGGGAUUUUUCUUUAUUUUGGUAACUAUUACUAGGCUUAGGGUUGAAAAAAUUAGGGGAGAAGAUUGGAGGUUUGAAGAAGGAGAAAUCUUUAGGUUGGAUUGAAAGGCUAGCUCGAAAGUUGGGGUAUGGGAAUUCUGAAAAUAAGAGUUUGUUUUUUCUGCUAAAAUUUUCUUGUCCAUUUUUCUGGGAAGCUAGUCGAUCAAUUGGAGAGUUUCCGAAUCGACAAUACGAGCUCCCAGUAGGGACGAUUUUGCUGAUAGCUUGAGUCACGUUUUCUGCCACGAAAUAGAUAUAGCUCAAUUGCAUUCCCGUGAAAAGUUUAAGAUGGUCACCAAACCUGACGAUAACCUGAAACUAUGGUGGGAUUACAGGGGUACAGAAGAGAGAAAGAUUGUUAGAACACACAUUGGGCAUCUUCCUUCUUUGAUCGAGAUGAACGCUUGGCCCGAAAUGAUCCAUGUACUAACAACUUUUUGGGAUGAUCAGAACAUGGUAUUUCGCUUCGGGGAUGUUGAAUUGACCCCCACCAUUGAAGAGGUAUUGAUUUGCUACGAGAGCACGGAAAUGUGUUUUAAGAGAAAGGAGACACCGAAUAAGAAUAUUUUAGUCCCGGAUGUGUAGGAUCGUCAAUAGAUCAGGGAAGCAUUUUUAACUGAUGACGACACCUGGCUAGGAGAACGGGAUGGAGUAAAUAUCACUUUUUGUGAGUUGUACCAUCGGUUCAUAAGAUUCAACUCUUUUCACAAAUUUAGGCAUAAAUUGGAGACGGAAGCAAAAUGGAAGGAAACGAGAGCUUUUGCAUUCGCGGUAGGCCUACUUGGAACCAUGGUGUUCCCGCAGGGGGAAAAUGGCACAAUUCGUUCGAGGGUUGUAACAGUGACCCAUGCACUCUUCUUUGGAAUGGAAUACAAUUCUAAAAAAGUAUUCCAUAACUUAGCCCCUAUGAUUGUCGCCGACAUAUAUCGCGCUUUGGGAAGAUGUCAAGUCGAGAAUCGUUUCUUUCAAGGCUGCAACCUUAUAUUACAAUGGUGGAUGAUGAUGCAUUUGGUGAAAAAUCCUAGAACGACACAACCUGAUCCCAAAACAAGGAGAAAUCUUCUAGAAUCACACGACAUGUGGUUAUUUUUACACAAGUUCAAAAAGGAAGCAUCCCACGAAUUUUGGUUAAAGACUCUUGGAGAAUUAAGAAAUGGCGAUGUCCAAUGGUCCCUUAACUAUAUUCGUUCAGGAAAAUACAUCAUUCGAGGGGGCGAAUGGCCUUUUUUAGUGCUCCCGGGUUUCAGGGGAACCCGCCCCUACAAUCCUGGCAGAGUUCUUAGGCAAUUCAAGAUCAAGCAGGAGACGCCUCAAAUCGAUUCUAUACUCAGAUUCUUCACUGAAUAUGAUGAAAGUAAGCCCUCGCUCAAAGACUACAUGAUAAAUGGGUGGAGAAGGAAAAAGUGGGUAAAAGUCUUUUUCCGUAUAGGGUAUGAACCUGAAGUCAGCGACACUUACAAGGAGUGGUUAAAAAAAAGCCUCGCCGGAGCAUUGAAUCCGGGACCAAAUGUGCCCACUCGGGUUGUGGAUGUAGAAUCCGAGCAUCAAAUUCGGCUUCACAGGCUACAAAAUGAGUUCUAUAAAAGUGAAAUUGCACACCGGCAGAUGCACAUGGAAGACGCUUUGCCCAUACAUACGUUGAGGGAAGAGUUGAAAAGAGCUAGGCAAGACGCUGAUGAUGCCAGGCAAUGCCUAAUCGAUUUGGAUGAUAGCAUGGCCUCCCAACUCGACAGCAUAGGAGAAAUGACUUACGACUGCAAGGCACAAUUAUGCAGGAGUCACCUUAUCAUCAAUAGGUAUCAAAUAGCACAUGAGGUAAACAAGGCAAAGAAGGCGAAAGCAGACGAAGAAGCCUCCAGUAGCUAGCUUUUCUAUUCUCCCCUGCGUGGGAACUUAUCUUCUUUCAUGUUAUUUCCCCUUUUCCCUAAAAAUUGUAUUCCUGUUUCGUUAUCUUUUGUAGGCAUUUAUGCCCUUUUUGUGUCUAUAUGAGUUGGGGGUUAAUGAAUUGACUUUGAGGAAGCAUAUAUUUUCUUCAAAAAAUCUUUAGGCCUGAACCCUUGGCUCAAAAAGGGUCAUCCCAAUUAGGAUACGCGUUAUUUUAAUGUCUUGUGUGAUAUAACUGUUUUAUGUGCUUAUAUGCGUUUGUUGAGAUCAAAGGCAAGUUUAUCCACUAUGACCUAUGGAUGAAUUUGGCUAUGAUGCGAACAACUUUGUGUGAUUAUUUUCUGUCAAAUAUUUUGCAUUACUUAUCACAUACGGAAACUACCACAUUUGCCUUUGAGUUGUUUUACUUUGCAGAUAACAGAAAUUACUCCGUGUUGAUAAACUGGCAGAACAUCCCUACUUCACCCGAUCGAAAGUACAGAAAAUCCCAUCCUCAGACCAUCAUUCAAAAAUGACAGGAAAUGACGAAGAAAGAACACUGGCUAUCCGGGAUAAUGUGAUAGCGGAACAGAAUGAGACGACUGCGGAACUUGCAAGAAAAUUAGAAUUUCUUCAGGAGGAAAUAAAUCGCACUCGAGAAUUGGCUAACUUGGCUAUCAUCGUCAAUGCCCCUGCUCUCGGGGGACACGGGACUCCACUCCAAAUCCUUCCCCUCAGUACCCCUAUUCUCGGUGACCAACCAACUAACGUAUCAUCCGGCUUCGCUCCUCCAUUUGUCCAAAACACUAAUCGUGAAAAUAAUCCAGACUCCUACCAUCCACAAAUAGAGAAUAGAAGACUAUUUGAAUUUAUGAAGAUAGAGUUGAAAAUUAAAUUUGACACGCAAAUUUUAUUCGAUCGAAUUUGAUUAAAUUUUCGAAUGGACCCUAUGUAGUGUAAAUUUGUUUAAUCCCGUUAAUAAGUUAAUCCCGUUAAUAAAUGCUGCUUAUUGGACCCUUGAUA